CCCCUACCCUGUUCUCCCUUCACCAACCAGGCACCCCCAGUUCCCGCAAGGCCCUCCUGCCAUGUCGGACCCAGACGGCCCCAGGGGCCCUGAUGUACCCGCCAUGUGGCCCCCCUGUUCCAGGGGCGCCUGAGCCCCUUCGAAGAUCCACCACUGCCCCCCUGCCCACCUUGGCCUAGUCCUGAGCCCCAAGGACCAUGAGUGGGGGCAAGAAGAAGAGUAGUUUCCAAAUCACCAGCGUCACCACGGACUACGACGGCCCAGGGAGCCCAGGGGAUCCAGAUCCCCCUACCCCGCCGGCCCCCACCGGGCCCUCGCCCCGCCUGCCCAACGGGGAGCCCAACCCUGAGCCGGGGGGCAAGGGCACCCCCCGGAAUGGCUCCCCGCCGCCUGGGGCCCCAGCCUCCCGUUUCCGGGUGGUGAAGCUGCCCCACGGCCUGGGAGAGCCUUAUCGCCGAGGCCGUUGGACGUGUGUGGAUGUUUACGAGAGAGACCUGGAGCCCCCUAGUUUUGGCAGGCUCCUGGAGGGAAUUCGAGGGGCCUCGGGGGGUACCGGGGGCAGAUCUUUGGAUUCCAGGUUGGAGCUGGCCAGCUUGGGCCUGGGCGCCCCUACCCCACAGCCAAGCCUGUCUCAGGGCCCCACCUCCUGGCUCCGUCCGCCUCCCACCUCCCCUGGACCUCAGGCCCGUUCCUUCACUGGGGGGCUGGGCCAGCUGGCGGUGCCUGGCAAGGCCAAGGGGGAGACACCCCCCAUGUCAGCCUCCCCACCGCAGCAGCACCCCCCAGAGCCUGGGACUGGGGAUAGCAUGGGCCUGCCCCGUGCCGCCACGCCCCUGCCCUCCCUGAGGGUGGAAAUGGAGGCUGGGGGCUCAGCAGCCGUGACCCCUCCACUGUCCCGAACGAAGGAUGGAGCCCUGCGGCUGAGGACGGAGUUGGUUGCUCCAGAGGAGAUGGGGCAGCCCCAUUCCGAAGGUGGGGGUCUUCUUUUUCCCACUACUCACCCAUCCCAGCCCCGUCUUCAGCUUUGUCUUAAGCCAAAUUUUUCCGAGGACCUGAGGAAUUGGGUGCCCCCACUCGACUCUCGCCCCAGCUCCCCAGCCCUCUACUUCUUUCCUGAUGCCAGUCUGGUUCACAAGUCUUCAGACCCCUUUGGAGCAGCGGCAGCCCAGAGCCUCAGCUUGGCCCGCUCCAUGUUGGCCAUCAGUGGCCACCUGGACAGCGACGAUGAUAGUGGCUCCGGAAGCCUGGUUGGCAUUGACAACAAGAUCGAACAAGCCAUGGACUUGGUGAAGUCCCACCUCAUGUUUGCGGUCCGAGAGGAGGUGGAGGUGCUGAAGGAGCAGAUCCGGGACCUGGCCGAGCGGAAUGCCGCACUGGAGCAGGAGAAUGGACUGCUGCGUGCCCUGGCCAGCCCCGAGCAGCUGGCCCAGCUGCCCUCCUCGGGACUCCCACGGCUUGGGCCCCCGGCACCCAAUGGGCCCUCCGUCUGAGCCUCCCUUCCCUCACAAUGUGCCUUUGGGGGCUGCCACAGCUGCCAGGCCUUGUGCCAGCCGCUGCCCCCUUCCUAUGCAGCUUUAAUGCUCCCCGAUUCCCAGGAUGGGAGUUGAAGGCUCAGAAUUGGCCUGGCCCCCUACCCUUCCUCUAUCUCCCCAUAGUGCCCAGGGACUGGGCUGGGGCAUCCCCUGGCCUUGAUGGAGGGCCUCGGGACAGGGUGUUGGAUGGAGCCCCCUCCUUCCUCCUUGGGUGUCAGUGUUCUGGGACCCCCAGCAGCAGAUGGCUUGGGCGAGUUGGAGGCUCCCUGGCAGACACCCCAGCCCCACUCUGUUCCCUCGAAGUGCCCCCUCUCCUACUCCAGGCGAGGGAGUAUGGACAGUAUCUGGAAGUUCUGGGAUUCAGGUUGUUAUUAAAAUAAUUAUAAUUAAAAAAUCCGAAGAAACUUGAA
This is a messenger RNA of Ceratotherium simum simum (southern white rhinoceros), 1942 nucleotides long. The record is from RefSeq and is a predicted model, not a curated record. NCBI's taxonomy places the organism in Eukaryota, Metazoa, Chordata, Mammalia, Perissodactyla, Rhinocerotidae.